Molecule: messenger RNA, 1257 nt
Organism: Penicilliopsis zonata CBS 506.65
Lineage: Eukaryota; Fungi; Ascomycota; Eurotiomycetes; Eurotiales; Aspergillaceae
Exons: 3
Coding region: 1-1257 (418 amino acids)
Biological process (GO): L-aspartate biosynthetic process
Cellular component (GO): cytosol
Molecular function (GO): pyridoxal phosphate binding; L-aspartate:2-oxoglutarate transaminase activity
Source: RefSeq, a predicted model, not a curated record
AUGAGCAAUUCCGAAUCGUCGCGCUUCACGACCCUGUCCGUCCCCCCCGCGGACGAGGCCUUUGCUGUCAACGGCGCGUAUCUCGCCGACACAUCGCCAGACAAGGUCAAUCUCGGGAUCGGCGUGUACCGGACAGACGAGGGGCGUCCGUGGCCGUUGCGGGUGGUAGAGCGCGCCGAGAACCAACUGCACGAGGAGCACGACGCAGCACGGCACGAGUAUCUUGCUAUCCGUGGGGACGUGGAGUUUCUCGACCUGGCCCGCGACCUGGUGUUUGCCUCGGCGGGCGAUAAGGAGGGGUCGGACGACCGCAUUGCGUCCGUGCAGACCGUCUCAGGCACGGGGGCCAACCGGCUCGGCGCCGACUUCCUCGCUCAACACCUGCGGCCGGGUCGUGUGUGGAUCCCGGAGCCGACCUGGUCGAAUCAUCACGCCAUCUGGACGUUCGCGGGCGUGGCCCGGGGUACGUAUCCGUACUAUGAUGUGGCGGGGAAGUGCUUUGACUGGGUGCGCACGGCACAGACGCUGAACGAACAGGCCAGCCCGGGCGAUGUCGUGGUUCUACACGCUUGCGCGCAUAACCCGACGGGUGCGGACCCGAGUAAGGAGCAGUGGGAGAAGUUCGCAGCGCUCUGUCAGGCUAAGGGGUUGAUUCCCUUCUUCGACCUGGCGUACCAGGGUUUCGCGUCUGGGAGUGUGGAGGAGGACUCCUGGGCCAUCCGGCACUUCUUCCACUACCAGCCACAGUUGGAGUUCUUUGUUGCGCAGUCUUUCUCGAAGAAUUUCGGGCUAUACGGCCAACGGGCUGGUGCAUUGCAUGUCGUGACAAGCAGCGCAGGGCUCUCGACUGGAGUUUCGCAGGCUGUGCUGGCCAACCUUUGCAGUCUGGUCCGGGGGGAGUAUUCGAUGGCGCCACGCCGAGGGUCCGAAAUCGUCAAGACCGUCCUGCGUUCCCCUGAUAUGCGCCGGCAAUGGCACGAGGAUCUGCAGCUUAUGAGUGGCCGGAUCAAAGCCAUGCGGCAGGCCUUGUAUGACAGAUUGGUCGCUUUGCAGACGCCUGGCACUUGGGAGCAUAUUUUAUCGCAGAUCGGCAUGUUCUCGUACACCGGCCUUUCCGAGAAUCAAGUCUUCGCUAUUACCCAACGCCAUCAUGUAUAUUUGCUCAAAUCAGGACGGAUCUCUAUCUCGGGUUUGAACGAAAGUAAUGUCGACUACGUCGCGAGGGCGAUAGAUGAUGUCGUGCGCACCGUGAUCUGA